AUGAAUUUAAAAGCCGAAGAAGUGCCUAAUAACGAAGAAAAUCAAUAUAAAGAAUGUGUAAAUAUUAAAAGAAAACAUAGUCAAGAUGAAUUGCAGGAAGAAACGCCGUGUAAAAAGGCUCUUCACGAAGAAGAGAGCGUGGCCGCAAUCGAAAAGGAUGUAAAGAAAUUUUCAAAUUUGGAAGGAUUAUUACAGACAAAUGGAAACGAAUUUUUAAAAAAUAAAACAGCAAGUAGUGAAAUAAGAAGUGUUAGUGGAACAAGCCUCGAGGACAAUGUGAAGAAUAAUAAUGAAUUGGAAGGUGAUGUGGAGAAUGUAUUAUCUAUCGAGGGAACAACUGAUUUGAAAGAGGAAAUCAUAAAUACAAAUUUAAAGAGAGUAUCAACAAAUCCUCAGAAGUCUGGUAACGGAUCAAACCCGAUAGUUAAGAAAGCAUGUGCUGAAAAGGAAGAGGACAUGAGUACAAAUUCUGAAGGUGUAGAUAAAAAAGCCAGUAAACAUUUGGAAAAUAUCCCAGCUGAAACUACUACAAAAAGUCCGAAUAAAACCAAAAAGCCAACCAACACAUUUAUACCACAAAGUCCCAAGAAACGUUUAGAUUUCCAGGGGAAACUAAAUGAUACCUCCACUACAAAAAAGAAAGAAAAAUUCAUAUAUGGUAAUUACUCCCAAUAUUAUGGUUAUCGUAAUAAGGAUAAAGAUUUUCACGAUAUACGAUUGGAUGUUUUUGAAAAACACAAAGAACUGUUUGAAAAUAAACAGAUACUUGAUAUUGGCUGUAAUAGUGGCUUUAUAACAAUGGAAGUUGCCAAGAGAUUCCAAGUUAAAUCCAUUACCGGUUUGGAUAUUGAUAAACAUUUAAUUAAUCAAGCCAUAAAACAAUUGACACGCCACAAGAAAUCUUUACCCCUAAAUAAUGAAUUGCGUAGAGAACAUAAAUUCCCCUUUAAUGUUACAUUUGUACAUGGUAAUUAUGUACUAAAAGAUGCUGUCCUACUGGAAAUCGAAAGGCCUCAGUUUGAUGUCAUCCUAUGUUUAUCCAUAACAAAAUGGAUACAUUUAAAUUUUGGGGAUGAUGGUUUGAAAUUGGCAUUUCGAAGAAUGUUUUUGCAGUUAAGGCCAAAGGGUAUUUUCAUACUGGAAGCUCAACCAUUUGAUAAUUAUGCCAGACGCAAGAAAAUGACUGAACAAAUAUUUACAAAUUACAAAAAUAUGAAAUUUUUUCCCAACAAUUUUGAAGAGUAUUUGUUGUCUUCUGAAGUUGGUUUUACAAAAGUCCAGUUAAUGGGUGUACCUGAUCAUUGUAAAAAGGGGUUCAAAAGACCCAUACAAAUAUUCUAUAAACCAUAGAAU
Messenger RNA from Musca vetustissima, 1353 nucleotides. RefSeq names its product probable RNA methyltransferase CG1239. Gene Ontology annotation, molecular function: O-methyltransferase activity; RNA methyltransferase activity; snRNA binding. NCBI's taxonomy places the organism in Eukaryota, Metazoa, Arthropoda, Insecta, Diptera, Muscidae. Bases 1 to 1350 code for a protein of 449 amino acids. The transcript is spliced from 2 exons. Gene Ontology annotation, biological process: snRNA modification. The record is from RefSeq and is a predicted model, not a curated record.